Messenger RNA from Castor canadensis (American beaver), 3739 nucleotides. It is a transcript of the gene Tpx2, whose product is annotated as TPX2 microtubule nucleation factor. Lineage: Eukaryota; Metazoa; Chordata; Mammalia; Rodentia; Castoridae. The record is from RefSeq and is a predicted model, not a curated record. Gene Ontology annotation, biological process: regulation of mitotic spindle organization; activation of protein kinase activity. Gene Ontology annotation, cellular component: microtubule; spindle.
GGUACUGAAAGAGACCCGCGGCCGGCUUGCGGGGCUUGGUUGUCAGAGCUGAGGCGAAGUGAGGCGAGAUUCUUAAUAAGUAUCUGCCAGACUUCAAGAUUUCAGAAGAGACGUGAAACAGUAUAUUGCAACUUUAAGACAAGGCUGUAGGCUAGUGGACUGGAUAGACUGAUCUUAAAACACAGAAGGUGACCUAUUGAGAAAAGUGACACAAAUAUAGGAAAAUCCUGCUCUUCUGAAGUAAGGGUGAGAUAAUGUCACAAGUUACAACCACUUAUUCCUUUGAUGCCCCAACGGAUUUCAUCAAUUUUACAUCUUUGGAUGCUGAGGAAGAUACUGAAAAUGUAGAUUCAUGGUUUGACAAGAAGGCCAAUGUAGAGAAUAACUUUCCUGGGAAGAAUGGGCUAGAAGAGCUUUUUCAAAGCAAAACUUCCUUGAGAAAAGCUAAACUUCUCACUCCUCUGAGACCAGUUGGUAAUACUUACUACAAAGAGGAAGAAAAAGAAAAUCUUACAGAACAUUCUAUUCCAUCAAAUGCUUGUUCUUCCCUGGAAGUUGAGGGAACCAUAUCAAGAAAUACUCCACCCCAGCCUCAAAGAAGAUCAGUUAGACUCUCUGCUCGGAAGGAUUUGGAUCAGAAAGAAAAACGCCAUGUUCAAAUGAAAGCAAAGAGAUGUGCCACUCCUGUAAUCAUCAGUGAAAUUCCACCUUCCAAAAAAAUGAAAGUUUCUCACAACAGAAAGAAGCCAAAGGAAGAAGAAGAAAGCAGUGUUCAAGAUAUUUCCAAAAAGAAUGAAUCUUCCCUAGAGAAAACCAAGGGCAGACAUAAUGGGCCUUGUGUGCCAACUGUAAGGCAGAAGGUUCUGAAAAGUACUGAGGAGCAAGAGUUGGAGAAGAGAAUGAAAAUGCAGCAGGAGGUAGUGGAGAUGCGGAAAAAGAAUGAAGAAUCUAAGAAACUUGCUCUUGAAGGAGCAGGGCAACUUGUGAAGAAAUCAGUUAGCCAGGUAACCAAACCAGUUGACUUCUACUUUCGCACAGAUGAGCGAAUCAAACAACCUUCUAAGAACCAGGAAGAGUAUAAGGAAGUGAACUUUACAUCUGAACUUCGAAAGCAUCCUCCAUCUCCUGCACGAGUGACUAAAGGAUGUACCAUUAUUAAGCCUUUCAACCUGUCCCAAGGAAAGAAGAGAACAUUUGAUGAAGCAGCUUCUACAUAUGUGCCUCUUGCACAGCAGGUUGAAGCUUUCCAUAAACGAACCCCUGACAGAUAUCAUUUGAGAAGUAAGAAGGAAGAUACUAGUCUAUUACCCUCUAAAUCUGUGACCAAGACCUCCAGAGACCCACAGACUCCUGUGCUGCAAACCAAACAGCGUGCAAGGCCUGUGACUUGCAAAAGUGCAGCAGAACAAGAGGCUGAGGAGGUGGAGAAAAUGCAACAAUACAAAUUCAAAGCACGGGAACUUGAUCCCAGAAUUCUUGAAAGUGGGCCUAUCUUACUCAAGAAACCCCCUGUGAAACCACCUACUCAGCCUAUUGGCUUUGAUUUGGAAAUUGAGAAAAGAAUCCAGGAGCGAGAGUCAAAGAAGAAAUCAGAGGAUGAACACUUUGAAUUUCAUUCUAGACCUUGCCCUACUAAGAUCUUGGAAGAUGUUGUGGGUGUUCCUGAAAAGAAAGUAUUUCCAAUCACCGUUCCCAAGUCACCAGCCUUUGCAUUGAAGAACAGAGUCCGAAUGCUUAGCAGAGAAGAUGAGGAAGAGGAUGAACCAGUAGUGAUAAGAGCUCAGCCUGUGCCACAUUAUGGGGUACCUUUUAAGCCCCAACUCCCAGAGCCAAGAGCCGUGGAAAUAUGCCCUUUCUCCUUUGAUUCUCGGGACAAAGAACGCCAGUUACAGAAAGAGAAGAAAAUAAAAGAACUGCAAAAAGGAGAGGUGCCCAAGUUUAAGGCACUUCCCUUGCCUCAUUUUGACACCGUUAACCUGCCAGAGAGAAAGGUAAAGAAUGUAACCCAAACUGAGCCUUUCUUCCUGGAGACUGAUAGAAGAGGUGCUCAGAAGGAAGAGAUGUGGAGGCACCAGCUGGAGGAAGAACUGAAACAGCAGAAAGAAGCAGCUUGCUUCAAGGCUCGUCCAAACACCGUCAUCUCCCAAGAGCCCUUUGUUCCCAAGAAAGAAAAAAAAUCAGUUGCCGAGGGCCUUUCUGGUUCUCUAGUUCAGGAACCUUUUCAGCUGGCCACUGAGAAGAGAGCCAAGGAGCGGCAGGAGCUGGAAAAGAGAAUGGCUGAGGUAGAAGCACAGAAAAUCCAGCAGUUGGAGGAGGCCAGGCAACAGGAAGAAGAACAGAAGAAGGAGGAACUGGCCAGGCUACGGAAAGAACUGGUGCACAAGGCAAAUCCAAUACGGAAAUACCAGGCUGUGGAGGUGAAGUCAAGUGACCAGCCGCUGACUGUGCCAGUGUCUCCUAAGUUCUCCACUCGAUUCCACUGCUAAGCUGCAACCGUGAGCUGCAGCUACUACUUGGCAACAGAAGCUGCUCUUUACACCACACCAGGCAUGGAGAGAACCUGUUUUUCCAGACUUACCUACCCAUGCCUGACAGAGCAUACCUGAGAGCUGUGGAUACCCAUUUUGCUGAAAAUUGUUUUCAUGCAUUUUGAGGCUAAUAAUGCAACUCAACUCAUCUAUGCCUCAGACUCCUUGUAGUUUUAUCCUUUAAACAUCAGUUGACUCGUACUUAGUAUUGGUUUUAACUCUGACUAGAAUUUCAAGUCUCUGUGUCAGUACAAUGCAAUUUCUAUUUCUCCUUGUCCCCUCCCUUUUUUAUAUAUGCAUAUCUGUUUUAUUUAGGAAAUAAAGGUGGUUAAAUCUCAAGAUAGGGGUUAUGUCAUGGCUUAAUGAGGACCAAUCAGUAUAUCAGAUUCUUCCCUUGUCUUUGCACAAAAUGCGUUCAUAGUUAAAGAAGCCCUAUUCUGGAAGGGCUUAACUGCACUAGUGGGGAAGAAGACCAAAUGGACUUGAGGGGAAUCACAUAGUAACCAUUUGUCAAGUUUUGGGCAGAGCUGCUUUGAGGCACAUUCUCCUUGUUGGCGCUGAUAAUAACAGAGAAUGGUACAGUAUACAUUCUAAGACCUCAUUCGGAAUAAAUAUGUUUGUCUUCCCAUUCCUUAUUUUGUUAGUUGAUGUUUUUUAAAUCUGUCAAGACCCUUUAUAGAUCAGAUCUUUUUUGGGAAAGUGGUUAAUUUGAAUGGUAGGUUCAGGAACUUUGCAAAACACAGACUCUGUCCUUAAAGGUAAGUGCUUUGUAACUUUUCUACCUACAUCAGAAUCUCCUUCCACAUUUUGUUAACUCCCUCCCAGUAAAUACUGAGUCAUAUAUGUUGUACCUUCAUGUAGACUAUGUCUUCUUCCCUAGAUGAACUUUUUCUCAUUUGGUAAAUUCCUCCUUUAUAAGACUCAGUUCACAUAAAAUAUUAUUUUAGAAAUCUUUCAUGAGCUCCUCAAAUAAGGAUGGUCACUUCCUUUGUAGCAUCUCCUGAAUGUUUCUUGAGUGCUAGGCAUGGUAGAGUGCUCAAGACCCUGAGUUCAACCCCUGUUAUGGUUCCCACCUCCCAAAAAAAAAAAGUCUCUAGUAGAGCAGUUAUAGUAUAUCUGAAUUACUUGUAGGUGUUGACAAACUAAUAGAGAUAUGUCAGUUUCUUGAAGACAAGGUUUUUUUGUUUUGUUUUGCAGUAUUGGAGCUUGAA